Phyllostomus hastatus (greater spear-nosed bat) is the source of this 5729-nucleotide messenger RNA. RefSeq names its product WD repeat domain 90 (gene WDR90). The transcript is spliced from 42 exons. Bases 30 to 5471 code for a protein of 1813 amino acids. Gene Ontology annotation, cellular component: centriole. The record is from RefSeq and is a predicted model, not a curated record. Lineage: Eukaryota; Metazoa; Chordata; Mammalia; Chiroptera; Phyllostomidae. Gene Ontology annotation, molecular function: protein binding.
CCGAGGCGGGAAGUGCGAGUGGCAGUGUCAUGGCGCGAGUGUGGCAGCACCCAUUCCUCAACGUCUUCAGACACUUCAAGGUAGAUGAGUGGAAACGGUCCACUAAGGAGGGUGAUGUGGCCACAGUGAUGGACAAGACCCUAAAGUGCACUGUGUAUCGUAUUCGAGGCUCUGUCUGUGCCAGCAAUUACAUCCAGCUCCCCAAAACCAGCACCCAGUCCCUGGGCCUGACUGGACGAUUCCUGUACUUGCUUUUCCGACCCCUGUCCACCAAGCAUUUUGUCAUCCACCUGGACUUGUCCACCGAGGACAAACAAGUCAUCCGUGUGUCCCUUUCCAACCUGUUCAAGGAGUUCAAGUCCACAGCCACAUGGCUUCAGUUCCCCUUCAUCUGUGAGGCUGAGACAUCCAGGAAAGACCUGACAGGUGUGGCUCCUCUUGGUGCCCGCUGGACCUGCCUGCAGCUGGACCUCCAUGACAUCCUCCUUGUCUACCUGAACCGGUGCUACAGCCACCUCAAGAGUGUUCGACUGUGUGCCAACCUGCUGGUCCGAAGCCUUUACACCAGUGACCUGUGCUUCGACCCAGCUGUUACUGUUGGUGAGGCCAGGCGGGCAAAGCUGCCUGUUACCCCCAUGCCUCGAGAAAUGUCAUUCCCAGUGCCAAAGGGGGAGAGCUGGCACGACCACUACAUCCACAUCUGGUUUCCAAGCGGCAGCUCAGCAGCCUCCGAGCCGGUUCAGAGGAGCUGUUCCCCUCCUGAUGCAGUCUUCCCAAAGCACGUGCCACAGCUUCUUCCCCCUCGCCUGGUGGCCUUCACCAAGUCCAGGCAGGACAGCCCGUCCUCUGUGGUUCCACUGCUUGGCCCCACAGCCUCCUUGGGGCUCCUUCCAGAGGAUGGCCUAUCCUGUGAGUGCUCAGAAGUCUCCGUUGUGGGUGGUCCCAAUGGCAAUAGCCAAGAGCCCCUGGCCUGCAUGAAGGCCACUGACAAACAUGCUGCUGGCAAUGGCCUUCAGAUGUCUGUCUGCAAGUUGGCUGUGGUGCCCACAGCCCCAGAGAAUGUGACCAAGCACAAGAGCUUCCUACCGGAUCCUGUUCUGAGGCUCAAGGGAGUCAUUGGCCUUGGGGGCCACAGCACCAAAUGGGCCCUGUGGACGAAGGAUGGGGCUGCCGUCGUGUACCCCUGCCACGCAGUCAUCGUGGUCCUGCGUAUUGACACCCGGGAGCAGCGCUUCUUCCUCGGCCACACAGACAAGGUCUCUGCCCUGGCAUUGGAUGGGAGCAGCUCGCUGCUGGCCUCAGCCCAGGCACGGGCCCCCAAUGUGCUGCGCCUCUGGGACUUCCAGACCAGGGGCUGCCUGUCCCUGUUCCGGAGCCCCGUCCACACUGUCUGCUCCCUCAGCUUCUCCGACAGCGGGGCGCUGCUCUGCUGUGUGGGCAAGGACCACCACGGGAAAACGAUGGUGGUGGCAUGGGGCACCGACCAGGUGGGGCGAGGCGGUGAGGCCAUCAUUCUUGCGAAGGUGAACACCGACGUCGACAUCCAGGCGUUUGAGAUUGCCUUUUUUAAUGAAACCAGGAUGGCAUCGUGCGGGCGAGGCAGUGUGCGGCUGUGGCGACUUCGAGGUGGGGCCCUGCGCUCCUGCCCUGUGGACUUGGGGGAGCAUCAUGCUCUGGAGUUCACUGACCUGGCCUUUGGGAAGGCCCGGGAUGACCGCACGCUGUACGUUUGCAGCCGCAGUGGCCACAUCCUGGAGAUGGACCACCAGCGCAUGGUUGUGCGGCACACCCGCCGUCUCCUGUCCACGCACACCCCCAGCAGCCCCCUCCCACAAAAGCAGACCUUCAGCUCAGGUCCUGGUGUUGCCAUCAGCAGCCUCAGUGUCUCCCAAGCUGAGUGUGCCGUGGGCUCGGAGGAUGGCUACCUGCGCCUCUGGCCCCUGGACUUCUCCUCUGUGCUCCUGGAGGCGGAGCAUGAAGGCCCUAUCAGUUCAGUCCGCCUGAGCCCUGACGGCCUGCGUGUGCUGUCCACCACCUCCUCGGGCCACCUGGGCUUCCUGGACAUACCGACCCGGGAGUAUAGUGUGCUGAUGCGUUCCCACAUGGCCCCGGUGCUGGCCCUUGCCACCGAGUACAACCAGGGGCAGCUGGCCACUGUGUCCCAGGACCACACCGUCCGAGUCUGGGAUCUGGCGACCCUGCAACAGCUCUACGACUUCGUGUCACCUGAGGAAGCCCCGUGUGCAGUCACCUUCCAUCCCACGCAGCCAGUCCUCUUCUGUGGCUUCAGCAGGGGGGCCCUCCGCUCCUUCAGCCUGGAGGCUGCCGUGGCUCUGGUGGAGCACAGGUGUCACCGAGGAACCAUCACCGGCCUGGUCGCCAGCCCUGACGGCAGCCUCCUCUUCAGUGCCUGCUCCCAGGGCACCCUGGCUCAGUACCGCUGUGCUGCCACCUGCUGCCGCGUCCUGCGUGUUGCAGCUAACGUGGUAUGCCGGGAUGCCCGCCCCAGUGCCAAUGCCCUGGCAGUCAGUGGGGACAGCCGCCUGCUGGCCUUCGCGGGUCCCUUUAAGUACACGGUGACCAUCAUGGAUGCAGCCUCACUGGACGAUUUGCUGCGGGUUGAUAUCAGCGCCCCGGACCUGGCCAGUGACCACGUGGACUCGGCUGUGGCUGUCUGCUUCAGUCCCGCAACCCCCAGCCACCUGCUGGUCUCUACCUCAUCCAACAAGAUUGUGGUGCUAGAUGCCACCUCGGGCCGAGUGGUCCGAGUGGUCCGAGAGCUCUGUGGCGUCCACCCUGUGGUCUGCCCCUCCCUAGCUCUCAGUAGAGAUGCCCACUUCCUGCUGACAGCUGCCGACCGAGCCAUCAAGGUGUGGGAUUACCUGACGCUGUCCAACCCCAGCUGCCAGGUGUACAUCGGCCACUCAGAGCCCGUGCAGGCUGUGGCCUUCACCCCUGACCAGCAGCACCUUCUCAGUGUGGGCGAUGCCAUCUUCCUCUGGGAUAUCCUGGCCUCUGCUGAGAGGUCGCCCCCAGGAAGUGCCCGAGGCUCACCUGGGGCCCCCCCACCCUGUGAGGCUGGCCAGAAUGCAACGCAGCUGGAGGAUGCGGUGUCUGGGGCCAAGGGACUUCCUCGGCAGCAGGUGCCCGUGCCAUCCCAGGCAACCCCGCCCCAGCUGAGCAUCUGUGCUGGGCCCUUGGAGGGCGGUGAUGGUACUUUCUCUGUGUCGGAUGAAGAACGACCCUCUGAAGAGAGCUGUGGCACCACGGGGCUCUGCCAGGCCUCAGGCCCACCCAUGCUGGUGCAGAAGAAGGCCUGUAGGGCCGGAGACAGGGCCCAGGGGGCUACAGGGGGCCCUUGGGGCCUCAGCAUGCUGCCCCACCCCUGUGGCCAGCCCAGUAAGCAGGGUGUCCAGGGCACUAGGAGAGCCAGGACCCAGGCCGCUGCCCGCCCGGACUCCUACGUGCACUUCACAGCGCGCUACAAGGCCUCCCUGAUGGCCAAGAAUGUCUCCUUCCCCGCUGCUGGGGGCGAGUGGCUGCACCUGAAGGCUGUCGUGGGCUACAAUGGGAACGGGCGGGCCAAUGUGAUCUGGCGGCCAGACACAGGCUUCUUCGCCUACACGCACGGCUGCCUGGUGGUGGUGGAGGACCUGCACUCUGGCGCCCAGCAGCACUGGCUCAGCCACUCCGAGGAGAUCUCUACGCUGGCUCUCAGCCAUGACGCCCAGGUCCUGGCCUCUGCCUCAGGAUGCGGAGGCGCCGCCUCUGGCUGCCAGAUCCGCAUCUGGGACGUGCCUGGGGGUCGCUGCCAGCAGCUCCUUUCUCACCACUGUACCGCUGUGCAAGCCCUGGCUUUCUCACUGGAUGACAGGCUCCUUGUCACACUAGGGGACUAUGGUGACCGAACCCUGGCCCUGUGGAACAUGGACACCUACGAGCUCAUUUCCUCCACCCGCCUCCCUGAGCCGGUGCAUGGCGUGGCCUUCAGCCCCUGGGACGCCAGUGAGCUCGCCUGUGUGGGCCAGGGCACCCUCACCUUGUGGCGCUUACAGCUGUGUGGAGAUGACAUCAGCUUCCAGGUGCACCGGGAGCCCAUCCCUGAGGCUGUGGAGGCAGGCGAGCUGACAUCGCUGUGCUACGGGGCUGCGCCCCUGCUGUACUGCGGCUCCAAUGCUGGCCAAGUCUGUGUCUGGGACACGAGUGCCAGCCGUUGCUUCCUGGCCUGGGAGGCUGACGACGGUGAGAUCGGAGUACUGCUGUGCUCAGGAUCGCGGCUGGUCAGUGGCAGCAACACCAGGCGACUGCGCCUAUGGGCCGUGGGAGCUGUGCCAGAGCUGAGGCGCAAGGGCUCUGGAGCCAGGUCUAGCUCCGUGUUCAUGGAGCACGAGCUGACCCUGGAUGGGGCCAUCGUGAGUGCCGUCUUCCACGACAGCAUGGACAUGGGUGUGGUGGGCACCACGGCAGGCACACUCUGGUAUGUCAGCUGGGCUGAAGGCACCAGUACCCGCCUCAUCAGCGGCCACAGAAGCAAGGUGCACGAGGUGGUCUUCAGUCCCAGCGAGUCCCACUGUGCCACAUGCGGAGACGAUGGGAGCGUGAGGGUGUGGUCUUUGGCCACCAUGGAGCUGGUGAUCCAGUUCCAGGUGCUGAACCAGAGCUGUCUCUGCUUGGCUUGGAGCCCACCAUCCUGUGGGCGCCCAGAGCAGCAGCGCUUGGCGGCGGGUUACAGUGAUGGCACGCUGCGGGUCUUCAGCAUUUCCCAAAUCUCAAUGGAGCUCAAGAUGCAUCUGCACUUGACUGCACUGACGGCCAUUGCCUUCUCUGCUGAUGGUCAGACCAUCCUCUCUGGAGACAAGGACGGACUCGUGGCUGUGAGCCGCCCCUGCACAGGGAUGACCUUCCGAGUACUGAGAGAGCAUUGGGGCACUCCCAUCUCUACCAUCCAGAGCACGAGCAAGGAGUAUGGAGACUUCGGGGUGAAGGGCACAGACUUGUGGUUGGCCGCCAGCAGGGACCAGCGGGUCAGCAUCUGGGCCUCUGACUGGCUGAGGGACCACUGUGAGCUUGUGGACUGGCUGACCUUCCCAGCACCCUCGCUCAUGAAGGCUCCAGACUGCUCUCCACCCUCCCUCGCUGCUUUCUGCCCCUGGGACAGGGCACUGCUGGCAUGUUCAGGUCUCGGCCCACAUCCAGAAGUGGUCUUCUACAGCCUCUGUCAGAAGCAGGUGGUAGAGAAGAUCCCACUGCCUUUUUUUGCUGUGUCCCUGAGCCUGUCCUCCAGGGCCUGCCUCAUGGCCGUCGGCUUUGCUGAGCGAGUGCUGAGGCUGGUGGAUUGUGUGUCAGGAGCGGCACAGGACUUUCCAGGCCAUGAUGACGGGGUACAGCUCUGUAGGUUUGCCCCAUCUGCCAGCCUGCUCUUCACAGUGGCCCACAACCAGAUCUUGGUGUGGGAAGUCACAGACUACUGAGCCGAAGUGGAGACCUCGGGGUCAAGUAUGCGGGGCUGGUCAUGCUGGAUACCUGGCCUGGGCAGAGGCUCUGCUGAGAAGCUGGGUUAGUGGAGAACCUUGCACAAGGCCAGGAAGGCUGAGGAGGCUUGGCCCCCUCACACUGGAUGGGCUCAGGACUCUGUAAAUUGUCAAGACCCUGAACAUGUAUAAAGUGCUUGUUGGCAUCGCAGUGCUUUUCUGUGUUUCCACCUGUACAGUUGAAAUAAAUGUGGGCAU